This is a messenger RNA of Pocillopora meandrina, 3311 nucleotides long. Lineage: Eukaryota; Metazoa; Cnidaria; Anthozoa; Scleractinia; Pocilloporidae. The record is from the annotation of a GenBank genome assembly.
CAAAGUAAUCGUAACGACAUUGUAGUUUCGUCCUUUCGAUCUCUCGAGAAUCUCUAGCAUACUUUGAAACGCUGAGUAUGGAAAACUCUGAAAGACUUGAAACAGAUGAGGAAGCUACGGAAUUUGUUCAUCGGAGGGGCUCGUUGCGAGACUCUGAAUCCUUCGAUCACAAAGAAGAUAUUGAAAACCGGCAUUUUGAGAAAAUCAGAGAGCUUCGUUUUAAAAUCAGUGAAAACAUGAAUAACAAUUCUCUGAGCCAAGUUGGGCGUAAUGACGACGCUUUUCUGUUGAUGUUCCUGAGAGCUCGACAGUACCUUGUGGACGAAUCAUUCAAACUUCUGUCCAAUUACAUUGAAUUCCGCCAAAACAACGUUUCUUUGAUGGAAAAUCUAUCAGCAUGGGAGUUGAACCACGUGUUAGAAGACGGCCUUCCAUGUGUUUUGCCAUACACUGAUCAAAAUGGCGCUAAACUUAUUGUUUUCUUCGCCGGCAAUUGGGAUAAAGAUACUUACGGCACACUAGAGAUUUUGAAGGCAUUCAUUUUAACCAUGGAACGCUUGAUUGAUACAGACGAGGCGCAGCUCAAUGGAAUCGUAAUAAUUGCAGAUUUUUCAGGCUGGAGUGCUACUCACACGUCCAAUUUGACCGUUUCUUUUAUUCGUCAAGUUUUCGCCAUGUUCCAGGUAUGUCAACUGAAAUGAAGUCUUAAGCAAAUGAAUAAAGGGGGCAAUUUUCUAAAGAAAUUUUGUUGCUGCGUCGGUGGGGGGGAAGAGGUGGUAUUUUGGAAUUGUUUGGUUUUAUCAUUGUGAUGUAAAUUGACCGUCGUUAAGAGUUUACAAAGCUGAAGUUUAGAGCGUUAGUCCUUCGUUAGAGUGAAUUGGGACAAAUUGGCAGAUGCCGUGACAGCUUUAGCUCAGCCCCAUGUUUUGUUUCUUUACUAAAAAACGCGCCGAGUGCAUUGUUGAAUUAUAAAUGAACGCGGGAAUUUUUAAGAACACGAGAGAAGUGCAGAGAAGCACGAUCCGAAGGCGAGUGCCUCUCGCACUUCUCUCGUGUUCUUAAAAAUUCCCAAGUGCUUAUCUAACUCAACAAUGCUCGAGGAACAAGCUUGUUUAUUUCUUUUGUAAAAUGUAUUUUGAAUUGUGCGAUGAUGUAGGCUGCAUGCAUUAGAUCUCAACAGUGCACUCGUGUGACGUAAGGCGCGUGUUUUAUGGAAAUAUAAUGAACUCGUUCUGACCAAUCACGGCGCGCACAUUUCUCUGAACAUUUUAUAAAAUCUGAUAGAGCAUGCUCUUUCAACCAUUGACAGCGCGCGUUAUAUCCGAACUUUAUUAUAAUAAAGAAGAGGGCUGGAAAAUAAACCUACUUGAGCUCCGCUUUUAGGCUUGGCUAAAUCUAUAUAUUAACGAGUUUCGUAUGUAUCUUUAUCUUAGGAUCACUACCCGGCGAGAUUUGUCGCAUUUCAUUUUGUGAACGAACCCUGGUAUGUAAAGGCUGGACUAACUUUAAUGAAACCAUUUAUUCAGGAAAAGAUGUGGAAGAGGGUAAGAUUACGAAAUAUAGUUUACACGAAUACUUUUAAGAGGGCGAAUCCUCGAUAGAAAGUCAAACUUAAAUCGAAUCUCUCUGGUAGAGAGGCGCUCAAGAAGAAAACAACUCUAGCAGAAUUUAGUAAGUAAACGUGGCUCCUUCUUUGUGUACGUGUAGAAGACACAGGGAUGCGUCACAAUAGAACACCGCCUUAACUUAACAAUUUCAUUGUUUUCCUCGUUCUUUUGUCUUUCUGUUCUUUAUUGUUUUACGUCAACUGCAUUAGAUUCUAAUUCUAGAUUCUGCAUUAGGAUCGCUUAUAUUCGUUUCUUCACCGCAGUGCACAUAUAUGAUUUUCAUAUAUUUCCAGUAAUUAUUCACCACUUGGAAGGUUUGUUUGGAUCCAACGUGAUAACCAGCUCCCAAUUGGCUUGUUAGCUCAACUGGUAGAGCGCUGCACCAGUAUCGCAGAGGUCAUGGGUUCAAAUCCCGUACAGGCCUGAAUUUUUCUCAGGUCUUAUUUCAACUACUCGUUCAGUAGUGUUCAUAGCUGCGAGGAUCGCUUAUAUCCGUAACCGUAAACCUGUUAGUUUUAACAUCACAACUAGAAAGGCUCCAUUCAGUCUUAAAAGGUUAAGUAAAUUAAUUCCUAAUCUCCUACCGUGUAACUAACUAGUUCCACAAGUACUUGGCCGUAAAAGGUCUGGGUACGAGACUGCUUUGAAAAAUUCCUUAAAUGACUUUCCAUUUCUUAAACGGUCAGUUUUCCGACUCCUUUUAGAUACACUUACAUGGUAACAAUAAAGCGACACUUCACGACCAGUGUCACCUGGACACGCUGCCGGCGGAGUUUGGUGGAAAUAAGCCUGCAGUGGACCGCACGUACUGGGCACGAGUAUUACUCGAUUUGGAGAAAACGAACCGAAAUCACGUGUAUGGAGAAAACCCAUUCAAAGGGCUGCUUAGCAUGGAUAUUGACAAGUAAGAAAUCCCUCACGUGAUUAACACGUGAUCAUUCAGCCUUGGUGAGAGAGAAAACCUGGGGACUUGGCUUGGCGAUCGAGAAGCGCUCGUACAAGUUUGGACGACCCUAAUUUAUCAGCGGAAAGGAUGCAGAGAGUAGAAAACAGCUGUUGGUUUGCAAAUUCAUAGAGUGGUGGCAGUUGGGAAAUUCUACUAAAAUUGUAAUAUAUUAUCUGAAAAAGAAAGAUUUCCUGAAACCAGUGGUUUUAGAACAUGCAAGAGAAAUAACAAAAUUUGAUGUUGUACGAAGAAAUAACUUCAUUUCGACAAAUUGCUAUGAGAGCCAGUGCACUAAACUCUGAGUUAAGAGGUCUGGGUAUCGGUGUUGUACUCUUAGGCAAAACACUUUGCUUAUACAAUGCCUCUCUACACCCAGGAGUAUAAAUAGAUACUGCCAGAUUGUUGGUAAAGCCUGAUGAAAUGCUAGGAUGGGGGCAGAGGGGGGAAAUGAAGAGUGACCUGCAAUGAGUUGGCAUCCCUGUCUGGGGAUUAGCAAUUCUCUGGGACCCAGUUGUAUAAAGGACAAAUAUUGUUAUCCAAUUGAUAAAUUGCUCUCUCAGGUGAUAGAAAAAAAACAACUGUGCCAUCCAUCCAGUAAAGAUUUAUCCAGUGGAUAACAUUAUCCAAGCUUUGAAUAAACAGGGCCUGACCUCUUCAUAUUACAGAAAGUGGGAUACACGCCAACUGAAUGAGUCACUUUGAUUUUACUUUCGAAACUUCAGUUGGAAAAGUUAGCCACAUAACAAACUUUUAUUGAG